Messenger RNA from Hyalella azteca, 1811 nucleotides. RefSeq lists its product as uncharacterized. The record is from RefSeq and is a predicted model, not a curated record. NCBI's taxonomy places the organism in Eukaryota, Metazoa, Arthropoda, Malacostraca, Amphipoda, Hyalellidae. The coding region runs from base 1 to 1176 and encodes 391 amino acids. The transcript has 9 exons.
AUGCAGCGGCUGUGGGGGCGAGCGGUGGGCGACGCGGGGGCGGCAGCGCCCUUCGUGUACACGGCGGGGGGCGGUAGGGGCGCCGCCCCCACCGUCAACUUGCGGUCCAUCGCAACAGUGCAGAGCAUCGCAGCCAAGAAGGCGAGCCUACAGGCGCAGGUGAUAGCGCAGUACGUGUUCGGCUACGUCACCCUCGCCUACAAGUUCUCUAAGGAGAAAAAGCUCGAGGUGGACGUCUUAGCCGUUACAAAACUGCCGAGGGGCGACGGGCCGUCCACCGUGGACGGGGCGGAAUGCGACGUUAAAAUCCCGUCCCUGAAGUACGUCGACAUCGAGGUGUGUCUGCGGCCUCUCAAGGGCCGCGAGCUCCAGCAGAAGGUGAAGAAAUUCCGUACCGGCGAGGAGCCGGACGAUGACCUGCCCUUCGAACCGGAGUGCUGCUUCCGGACGAAGAGCUUAGAGGGGAGUGUGCUGGUGCUGUCGGUGCGGCGGCGGCGGGAGCGGCGGGCGGUGGACCACCGUCAGGACCUCGGAAACGCCAUCGUCAGGAUGUCACGUCAGGACGUUGUCAGCCCGGCGGUCGUCAGGAGGACGCUGCCCUUGCGACACGGAACGAUGCAACAAGACCUGAAGGGGUCGGUGCUGCUGGAGCUGAAGUGUGGGCACCCCACGGGGGGCGUGGCCGAGCUCGGCCUCAGCGUCCGCCUGCUGCAGUUCGUGGACGUGGCGCCCCUGGGUGUCAGCAUCAACAUGGUCGACGACAAAGUUAAGCCAGAGAUCAAGAUAAGGACUCAGCUGCUGGGGAGCGAAAAGUCAGGCUUGGGGAAGGCUCACGACUUCCCCUGGCUGGGGCUACAGAACAACUCCCGUCGCCUCCCCACCGACCCUGUGGGGGACUUCGGGGGUUGGGGCACCCUGUUCCCCCAGGGUUGCUACACCUCCAAGCUGGUCCCCGAGACCGAACUGAACUCUUAUUCGCUGAGCUUUGUUGUUAAUGUUUACGGCCGUAACAACGUCGGCGCGGCGGCCAAGAAAGAAGUGUUGCUGGGCGCCGUGGUGCUCGGCCCUGAACUGCGCUGCUCGUCUGGGACAACUGACGACGGCAGCCUCACGCAGUGGGGAGAAGCGCUAACCAAACGCACUGCAGUGGAGCAACUGCACAGACUGCACCUCUGAACACUGCACGGCCUGCACCUCAGAACACUGCACCUCUGAACACUGCACGGACUGCACCUCUAAACACUGCACUUCUGAACACUGCACGGACUGCACCUCUGAACACUGCACUGUAACAACUGCAUACACUGCACAUCAGGAUGGCAUGUGUCGCAGUUAAAGGAAAAGGAAACAAAUUCGACGAGUAGCUUUAAUGUUACGAAGGCCCUGCGUGGGCACAACAGAUGUACUUAUAGUACAAAUGCACUGUAAUAUAUAAUACAAUUGUCUGCAUAACAUAUCAAAUAAUUUACAAUUCAGGUAGGAAUAGCAUUAGAAUUGAGGGUUCAACACGAAACGUUAUAGAGGUCUUAUAUUUCCAAGAUUUAUUUAUGUAUAAUAAUUUAUAUAACAAUUGUUUCGUACUGCAAGUAAUGAUAGGUUAGGUUAUAUCAGUUUAGUAAGUAUAACUGCCUGAUAUAUUUAUAGCCGUAGGCAUUUUGAAAAUAUCUAAGAUGCAAAUUCGUGCAAUUUUUCAUUUAAGUGUUUAUAUAUAGUUGCCCUAUUGUGGAUAUAAAUAUUUAAUUAUUAAUGGUACGAGCUUUCUCUUGAUAAGGUCAAUGGAUAAAAGGUUUUUAUAGUAAAACUGACAUUUC